Molecule: messenger RNA, 866 nt
Organism: Contarinia nasturtii (swede midge)
Lineage: Eukaryota; Metazoa; Arthropoda; Insecta; Diptera; Cecidomyiidae
Product: probable 4-coumarate--CoA ligase 2
Exons: 1
Coding region: 219-611 (130 amino acids)
Biological process (GO): long-chain fatty acid metabolic process; fatty-acyl-CoA biosynthetic process
Molecular function (GO): long-chain fatty acid-CoA ligase activity
Source: RefSeq, a predicted model, not a curated record
UCUUACGACUGAUCUUUCAAGUUUGCGACAGAUACUAUUUGGUGGUGGUAAAGUAUCUUCAGGCUUAGUAACUGAAACAUAUCGUUACUAUCCAAAUGCUAAGAUCACAUCAUGGUAUGGUUUGACUGAAAUAGGAAUGAUUUUUCUAUGGGUUCUGAAUAAAAAUGGCAAAUAUAGUGCUGGAGUGUUGUGUGAUGGUUUGACCAUGAAAAUAGUCGAUGAUAAUGGAAAUCGAUGGUGAAACAUGCACUAGGACGAAGUAUAAAUUAAUUGAAUAUUUGAGUGAUCCAAAGGCAACUGCAGCAGCUGUUGACAAUGAAGGCUUCUUUUUGACUGGAGACAUUGGCCAUUUCGAUCAAAAUGGAACAUUACACAUAACCGAUCGCAAGAAAGAUGUUUUUAAAAUAUUUCAUUUCGAAGCUCCUUUUGCACCAUCUGAAAUGGAGAGUUAUCUUAUCACAUUGCCAGACAUUCAGGAAGUUUGCAUUGUUGGAAUUACGACUGGUAUUGAUGAAGAGUUACCAGCCGCUGUUAUCGUGCGAAAUUCAAAUUCAUCUUUAAGUGAACGAGAUUUCUUUGAAUUAGUGAAAUUCAUUUCAAUUUUAAUGUAGAUCACUUUCCAAAACGGAUGUGGCUUCGCGGUGGAGUCUACUUUGUUGAUUCGUUACCGAAAACUCCAUCUGGAAAAAUCAUUCGACCAAAAGUAGCCGAAUUGGCCACGGAAAUAUUCCAUAAAAGAGGAAUCAAUGAUCCUGAUAAUCAAUCAUAUAUUGCAGACAUUCCGGAAGAAUAUCACAAACCUAUUGCUCGAAAUAGCGAUUGAAAGCAAGACCUUUUACUUGGAGUUCUUCAAAACAACAUUUAUU